This is a messenger RNA of Aspergillus oryzae RIB40, 798 nucleotides long. RefSeq lists its product as uncharacterized. Lineage: Eukaryota; Fungi; Ascomycota; Eurotiomycetes; Eurotiales; Aspergillaceae. The record is from RefSeq and is a predicted model, not a curated record. The transcript has a single exon. The coding region runs from base 1 to 798 and encodes 265 amino acids.
AUGUCUAUCUUAAUCCUUGAAACUGUAGAGAAGCAGGCCGAUACUUCUGAGCUAGGGGACAAGAAGCCAGCUCCCUCCAGUCGCCAACUGCUCCGAACUAGUGCCAUCCUCUACCGCAGUGGGGGUGUCCGUCUUCUCCUGAAUGGCAUCGGUUCCGCCUGUACCUACUGGGCCAUGCACAUCUCGGUGGCGAAAUUAUCAACUACUCUGCUUCCCAGUUCAGCCGCGCAUAUCCUCGCAUCAGUCCUGCUCGCCGAGACCCAUUUCCUCUGUACUGCGCGUACUAUCCUGCCGCGUGACCAGCUGCGCUUCGUGUCCAACCCCGGCGACCGCCGACGAUGGCUGGUGCUUCCCACUCUAGCCUAUGCCGCGGCUGAAACGGUGAUGCUGCAUGUGCCGGCUGUAUUCGACAGCAGCAUCGCCCCAGUGCCAGACGAGGAAGUCACAAUGGCGGGAUUAUUGUACAUUGUGAGAUCCGACAUCCUGGUAUCAGGGCUCAUGCUCUCUGCCCAGCUGUUUCUCCUCCUUCCCUCUUACAUGGUGUUAAUCCUGGUCCAGGCCAGUCUUCUGCCGCCCACCUGCGAGACGCUGGUCUUUAGUCCGUCGAGACACCAGCGGGGCAGACGGGUGGGGGAGAUCUUUUCGGCGGUUAACCGAGGACCACUACGAGCACAGGAGGCGGCGCAGAUGAUUAGGACGGGACAGUUACUCAGUUGUCUGGAACUGCAUGGAAAGAUGUGUCUAUGUUUGGUUGGGGUUGCCGCUGUGGUGCAUUCAGUGAUCUACUGUAUGUUGUAG